AUGACGGAGAGACUGCGUGACGAGGAGGCCAACGAGGCGUUGGAUCCGGAGCUAUUGUACUCCAAGGAAUACUGUAUUGGCGGUGGGAGCUUUGGCAAGGUCUACAAAGGAGUCGACAAAAGGACCGGCCAGGCCGUGGCCAUCAAGAUCAUCGACAUCGAAAACGCCGAGGACGAAGUCGAAGACAUUAUUCAAGAAAUCGCCAUUCUGUCCGAACUGCAGUCGCCGUACGUCACCAAGUACUAUGGCUCGUAUGCCAAGGGUGCAGAGUUGUGGAUUGUCAUGGAGUUUUGUGCCGGUGGCAGCUGUGCGGACUUGAUGAAGCCAGGCUUGAUUGGGGAAGACUACAUUGCGAUUAUGUUGAGGGAGCUGUUGCUUGGGUUGGAUUAUUUGCAUUCCGAUAAGAAGUUGCAUCGGGAUAUCAAAGCUGCCAACGUCCUGCUUGGAUCUGGCGGCCAGGUCAAGCUGGCGGAUUUUGGUGUCUCCGGCCAACUGUCUGCUACCAUGACCAAGAAGAAUACUUUUGUCGGGACCCCGUUCUGGAUGGCCCCCGAGGUUAUCAAGCAAUCCGGCUACGAUCACAAGGCUGACAUUUGGUCGCUGGGCAUCACUGCGCUGGAACUGGCCAAUGGCGAACCGCCAUACGCCGACAUCCAUCCUAUGAAAGUACUAUUUCUCAUCCCGAAGAAUCCUGCCCCGCGGCUGGAAGGCAACUUCACCAAGGCAUUCAAGGACUUUGUUGAGCUCUGUUUGCAGCGGGACCCAAAGGACCGGCCGACAGCUAGAGAUCUCUUGAGGCACCCCUUUAUCAGAAAAGCGAAAAAGACGACAUAUCUCACAGAACUUAUUGAGAGACAUAGCCGAUGGGCCGUCACACACAAGAGCGAGGAUGAGGAACACUGGGACGCCCAAGAGGGUGCUGCUCACACGGAGCAAGGAACGGUGGACGAGGACGUGUGGGACUUUGGCACCGUCAGGCUGGUUGGGGAUCGCGGUGGCUUGGUGCAUCGACCCGUUCUUAACGCGGGUGAUGAGAGUACGGCUGACGCUGCGCCGUUGGACGCUGCCAACAAUGACCAGGGCGACAAACUUCGCCAUGCCAGCCCGACAAAGACCAGAGAUUUUGCUCUACAGGCCAGCGAUACGGUCAAGGCUGGUAACCCCGCCACAUCAAGACAGUCAAGUCCACAACGGAAGCCAGUACCAGCAAAUCUGACUGCAGUAUCACCGACCAAGUUGCCGGCGUCCGCAGGUCCGAUGCAGGCCUUGACGCGCGACACGCCCGACACGCCUUUGAGUCAUCGUCAUCCGCAACGACCGUUGCCGCCAGCGCCGACAUCACAAGCACUCGAACAUGUCCACGAAGUCCCGAAUCAGCUGCAGCGAGAUAUGAACAUGCUAAACUUGAACAUGUGCCCGUCCUCAGCCGGCUUCCCCCAGCAGUCACAAUUCUCCGCAGAUAGCCCGCUUCCACGAGCGCAGCAAGACUCACCCACAACGCCGUCUAGCUCUCGUAUGCCUUCAAUGACGAUUCCAGAAAUACCCCCAUACAGGGGGCCAUCAGCUUCGAAGGUUUCUUCUCAACAAGUAGCACCGUCACAACGGCCACCUACUGCAGGCAAUCCCACACCUCCGCCAAACCCUCACUCACCGGCACCGUCUGAUGUAUCUGCUCAGCCGUCAUGCUUCCCAUCUCCUGCUCCUGCAAACCCAAAUGGAGAGCUGGAUGCGCUGAAUGAUGUCAUGUUCCCUGCGCUCGAAGAAGCCCUUAAAAGACGGCAGUUUCGGCUACAACAAGUGUAUGGACCGGUGCAAAAUGGUACUCCGGUCUCGGCAAGCCAGCAACGAGCAGAGGCUGCGCACGAAAAAAUUCGAAAGCUAGUGUACAAGCUGGCUCAUGUAUGCAAGGAGAUUGAUCAGUGUGACAAGGCAGAGCCUGUGGGCAUGGGACGCGAGGUCGGAAGCUUCUUGGAAGGAUUGCUUGAAGAGAUUCUUGUCCGGGUUGAGCCAUUGGACGAGGAAGAGAUGUGA
Messenger RNA from Metarhizium album ARSEF 1941, 2031 nucleotides. RefSeq names its product Serine/threonine-protein kinase domain protein. NCBI's taxonomy places the organism in Eukaryota, Fungi, Ascomycota, Sordariomycetes, Hypocreales, Clavicipitaceae. Gene Ontology annotation, molecular function: ATP binding; protein kinase activity. Bases 1 to 2031 code for a protein of 676 amino acids. The record is from RefSeq and is a predicted model, not a curated record. Gene Ontology annotation, biological process: protein phosphorylation. The transcript is spliced from 4 exons.